This is a messenger RNA of Populus euphratica (Euphrates poplar), 1283 nucleotides long. Its product is annotated as N-(5'-phosphoribosyl)anthranilate isomerase 1, chloroplastic. The record is from RefSeq and is a predicted model, not a curated record. Gene Ontology annotation, biological process: L-tryptophan biosynthetic process. Bases 209 to 1036 code for a protein of 275 amino acids. Gene Ontology annotation, molecular function: phosphoribosylanthranilate isomerase activity. NCBI's taxonomy places the organism in Eukaryota, Viridiplantae, Streptophyta, Magnoliopsida, Malpighiales, Salicaceae. The transcript is spliced from 5 exons.
UCGCUUUUCUAAUCCAUCAAAGAUUCAAAAUGUUUCCAAAAUUCAAGCGGGGGCCUCUUUCAAGCUCACCGAACCCAAAGGCACAAACACACGCUCCUAAUACAAUUGACUUCGGAAAAACCUGUUCGUCCUGGCCUUGGAUUUUUCUCUCCAUUACAGAAAACCUUUUAGCACCGCCGCAACACAAAUCGAAAUUGUUGACAAAAACAUGCUCGCAGGGUUGACUACCGGAGGUCACUUGCAGCUAAAAUUUGUCAACUUGCAAAGAAGCCAUGUUCAUGAUCUGGUUGGGAGUGAACUGAACUUCUCGAUAAUUACAUCCCAUUCAAGGAGUAAGGUUAAUUGCAUUUCCACCCCACCAAAGAAAGCCGCCUUUACUCAUGAAGAACAUGAAAAGAAGUGUCCUUUAGUUAAAAUGUGCGGGAUUACCUCAGUUCGAGAUGCUUUGAUGGCAGCUGAAGUUGGUGCUAAUUUUAUUGGGAUGAUUCUUUCGCCCAACUCAAAACGUUCCAUUUCACUUUCAGUUGCAAAGGAAAUUUCGAAAGUUGCAAGAGAAUAUGAAGCAGCACCGGUAGGGGUGUUUGUGGAUGAUGAUGCAGACACAAUAUUGAGAGCCGCGGAUGCAGCAGACCUUGAAUUCGUGCAGCUUCACGGGAAAGGUUCUCGGGCAGCUUUUCGGUAUUUAAUGGGAAAAAAUCGAAUCGUGUAUGUUCUCCAUGCAAAUGAGAAUGGAAACCUUCUAAAUCAAAUUUCAGAUGAAGAAUGUUCCUUGGUUGAUUGGAUUCUCGUGGAUAGCACAACAGGUGGCAGUGGCAAAGGAUUUAACUGGACGGGGUUUGAAUUACCACCAAUCAAAAGCAAGAAUGGAUGGCUCUUGGCUGGAGGGAUUAAGCCUGAAAACGUUAGUGAAGCUCUCUCUCUCCUCAAACCUCACGGUGUUGAUGUCAGUAGUGGUAUUUGCGGCUCGGAUGGCAUUAAUAAGGAUCAAUCACGAAUAGCGUCCUUUAUGAAUGCCGUACAUUCUGUACGCUAUUGAUUGACCACAAGGAAAAAGAAACCACUCCUGACCGCGUCACUUGGAACCUGAUCUCCAAUAUGCCGGUAUUACUAUCAUCUCAUUCUAUGGAGUUAUCUAGUUGAAUAUGGAUGUAGCCCGGGUCGGGUCUGAGAUGGAAAUCCAAGCUUUUAAACUACGAGGCAGCUCCUCGAAGUGUAUUUUAAUGUAUUAUUCAAACAUUUCAGAAUGAAUAUCUAAAAAGGCGCUAAUGAUGUCUCAAACGUAA